Messenger RNA from Tribolium madens (black flour beetle), 1245 nucleotides. RefSeq names its product tRNA (guanine-N(7)-)-methyltransferase non-catalytic subunit wuho (gene wuho). The transcript has a single exon. NCBI's taxonomy places the organism in Eukaryota, Metazoa, Arthropoda, Insecta, Coleoptera, Tenebrionidae. The record is from RefSeq and is a predicted model, not a curated record. Bases 136 to 1227 code for a protein of 363 amino acids. Gene Ontology annotation, biological process: RNA (guanine-N7)-methylation. Gene Ontology annotation, molecular function: tRNA (guanine(46)-N7)-methyltransferase activity; protein binding. Gene Ontology annotation, cellular component: tRNA methyltransferase complex; nucleus; cytosol.
AACCACCAUUGACAAUUUUCACAACUUCAAAUUAGCAUUACUUAUUAGAAUUUGGGAUUCUGGGAAACGUCAUGCGUCACCUAACCUCAAACUUGCAACGUGUUUCAAAUUCAAAUAAACCGGUGUAGAACCACCAUGAACAUCAAAGAAUUGAAUUCGCGGCUUGUUCUAACAUCGGGGGACACCAUCGUUGCCCUUGACACCACUUCAGGCACCACUCAAACUGUCACAAUCCCAGCCCCCAAUUUGCCCCCAAAUCUCACCAAAGGACAACUUGAAGUACUCAACAAGCAAGACCGCACGAUUAGCUCCCUUGCCACGUCUCAAACCGGGCAAUACAUAGUUGUGUCAACCGAAAACAAGCAAAUUGUUCUAUUUGACAACAAUUUAAAUCUAAUCAGAAAUUUUAUAGUGAAUAGGGCUGCAAGUAAGGUGCUUUUUACUAAUCAGGAUGAUAUACUAGUCGCCGACAGGACCGGUGAUGUGUUUUUGUAUAAAUUCAACGAUGAAAAAACCGAACCGACUUUACUUUUGGGUCAUUUAAGCAUGAUUUUGGACAUGAAGUUAAGUGAAUGUGGGAAGUACAUUGUGACGUGUGAUCGAGACGAGAAAAUUCGAGUUUCACAUUUUCCAAAUACGUACAAUAUUGUUAGUUUCUGUCUAGGGCAUGAGGAGUUUGUGACUAGGAUUGAUUUUGUGAAACAUGUUUUAGUUUCUGCUUCUGGUGAUGGCACUCUAAGAGUUUGGGAUUAUUUAAAAGGGGAACAAUUGAGUGUCAUUAACACCAAUAAUCACGUCGAUGAUGCAAAUUUAUUAAAGGAUUUGUCACUGGAAAUGGAUAAAGAAAAGGUUGAUGUUAGCGCUUUGCCCAUCAUUGACAUGCAAACUUUUUGUAGCGAUGGUGUUUUUAUUGCUGUCUCGUUACUUAAUUACAAAUCAAUACAAUUAUAUAAAUUGUCACUUGAUAAUCAUGUUUGUACAUACGUAAAAAGUAUUCAAUGUGAUGAAACUCCUUUGAAAUUUCAUUUGUCCACGAAUUUAUUUAUUUUUGAUAAUUCAAAAUUGACCAUUUAUGACUAUUGUAGUGAUUCAAGUCGCACUGAACCGAAACCAGCUUUAAAAAUCGCUGAUUGUCACAAUUUUAUUACAGUUUUAUACAAGAGGAAAUACGAUAAUGUUCAGGAGUAUUUAGAAAGGAAAAAAUUGCGGUUGGAAUCAAACAAAUAAAUUUCAUUGUAGAUAAAA